CCAACUAGUAAGUCGGAGGGAGGCUCCCAUUUUCGCCUUGCAAAAAGAGAGAGAAAAUGCAGAGUCCGCAGAACCUCUUAUUACUAGCUAAAACCCCAAACCUAAACCCCUCUUAUCCUCUCUUCCUCCCCAAACUCACCUUCUCAAACUCACGAAAGCCCCGAUUCUGCGGCCAAAAUGGUGUCCGGUGCAUGGCGGGGCGCAGCGAGAAGAAGAAGAAGGGCGGAGGGGCGUCGCCGGGCCGCAUCGAGGGCGACGCCAAUUUCCGCCGGGCCGUGAAGGAUGGGGCGCGGCGCAAGAGCAAGAAGCUCGCCGAGUCCCGCUUCUACCGCCUCCGCAGGAACCCCAAGAGCCAGAACCAGGCCGACAACUUCACCGACGACGAGCUCCAGCAGAUCGGCCUCGGCUACGACCGGAUGGUCCGUUUCAUGGAAAAAGACGACCCCAAUCUGCGCCACCCCUUCGACUGGUACAAGUACGGCGAGUUCGGGCCCUACUCCUGGCGCGGCGUCGUCGUCGGCGACCCCAUUCGCGGCCGCUUCUCGGACGAGCAGGUGACCUUGAUUAGCGAGGUGAGGGACCAGGAAGAGUGGGAGAAGAUUGAGCAGUUCGAAAUGGCUUCAGAUUACGGGAGAAGAUUGAACGAAAUGGAUAGGAGUGAAGGGUUUAAACACUUCUGGGUGUUUGUGAGGCACCCCAAGUGGAGGCUCAACGAGCUGCCAUGGCAGCAGUGGACAUUGGUCUGUGAGGUCGUCGUCGAAGGCGGUAAAGGGAGGUUGGACAAGUGGAGUCUCAUGGGUAGGCUCGGGAACAAGUCCAGGGCGCAGAUAACCCAAUGCGCGGCGUGGAUGAGGCCGGACAUCAUAUACGUGAAGAAGCCGGUGUAUCAGUGUAGGUUCGAACCUCAGGAGGCUUUCUUGAAGGGGUUGAUGCCGUUGUUGGAUCCGACCACGGAGAAGGAGUUCUUGUUCCAGGUGAGGAGCGAGGAUGGGAGCGUGGAGAUGUGCACUUAUUUCGGCGGCUUGUGUAAGAUCGUGAGGGCGAGUCCCAAGGCAUUUGUGGACGAUGUGGUGAAGGCGUACGAGAGGCUGAGCGACGAGAGGAAGUCUGAUUGCUUGGAGUUCUUGUUGAGCAAUCAUCCGGUGCCGUUGUUGCAUCCGUAUACGAAGGAGUGGAAGGCGAAGUUGGAGGAGAUGGAGUUGGGGUGCGAUGCGCCGGAUGAUGAUGAGGACGACCGUGCCGGUGAGACCGAGAUUGUAGAUUGGAUUGAGGAUGAUGGUGAUGACGACGAUGAGCAAGAUGAUAUAGUUAUGGACAUGGAAGAAGAAGAAGAAGAAGAAGAAGCUGGAGAUACGGAAUUGGGUAUUGAAGAAGAGGAUUCGAGUAUGGAAGAUGAGAAAAAGUCAUGGGAUGAGGAGUUCAAAAAGGCUGUGAACAGCGCCGAUGCAAUGGAGAUGUUAGCGAAACGCAGCGUGCAAACGACUACUAAAUACUAUGAGCAGCAGUUGAGGGCAAUGGGAGAAGCAGAGCAAAAGGGAAAAGAAAAUGUUGGGCUGGAGGGAAAAGUGAAUGUUGCAGAGGAUGGAGAUGAAACCGCUAUGAGGGGGAAAAGGCCGAAAGUGAGCCCAGAAGAAUGGAAGUAUGCUGGGAUUGGUCCAUGGAGGAGAAGGAUCAAGAAGAGUAGGAUUCCUCCGGAGCUGUUUUUGCGAGCAGCAGUAAGACCAUUCACGUAUAGAAAUCUUGUGAAGGAGAUUGUUUUGGUGAGGCAUGGAAUUGUGGAUGGUGAUUUUAGUAGGAAGGCUUGAAGCAUCAGAUUAUUUUUGAAUCCUGUUUUGUAGAAUUUCUUUCCAGGAUGAUCAUAUUUUACGAGUCCCGAUUUAUAGA
Alnus glutinosa is the source of this 1884-nucleotide messenger RNA. RefSeq lists its product as uncharacterized. The record is from RefSeq and is a predicted model, not a curated record. The transcript has a single exon. Bases 57 to 1805 code for a protein of 582 amino acids. NCBI's taxonomy places the organism in Eukaryota, Viridiplantae, Streptophyta, Magnoliopsida, Fagales, Betulaceae.